AUGGAAGGUUCAUCGAGGAGAAAUGCUGCGGAAGAGGAGACACCCAGGAAAGGAACAGGUGCAACCAUUCAAAUCACUCAAGACGAGUUGCAAAGAAUGAUAGAGGAGGCAAGUCGAAAAGCAAUCGUGGAAUACGAAAGGAGAACAGCGACCCCCUUGGUCAAGGAAACUGCUAGAAGGCAGUUAUUUGAGAAUGUGGAACCAAUAAGAGAAUCAAGGGUGCAAGGGGAACAGGAACAUCGGAGCAAGCGACCGGCGUCAUCCGAUGCAGGUUCUAGCAGCCACGGACGCAUGAAGAGAAGGGAGCCCGUGAUGUCCCGGGCCGAAGUAGAAAGCGUGGGCAAACAAGUACACAGCUUGAAUAAGCAGAUCGAUGAGCUGAAGAAGCGAGGGGAGAUUGUCUCGCAGAACAAGAACUCCCCUUUCUGUAACGACAUCCUCGUUCAAACUGUCGAGCCGGGGUUCAGGGUACCCGAUCUGAGGCGAUAUGAUGGGAUGAGAGACCCCCAGGAGCACGUGCCCGCCUUCGAAAUGGUGAUGAAUCUUUACGGACAAUCAGCCCUGAUAAUAGCAAAAUUGUUCGCGACCACACUCACGGGGAAAGCUCAAGAGUGGUUCACAAACCUGCCCCGAGGAAGCAUCGAAUCCUACGAACAGCUCGUGCAAAAAUUCAACUUCCAUUUUGCGAGCAAGAAGAAAGAAAAGAGGUCCGCUACACAUCUAUUCAACAUCCGGCAGAGAGAAGAUGAAACGAUGAAAAACUUUAUGGGUCGGUUUAACAAUGAGACUCUGGAGGUGCAAGAGUUAAGGAUUGAUAUGCUUGUGAGCCUUCUCAUUCACGGACUGAGGAAUGGCUCUUUUGCUUCCGCCCUCGCACGAGAUCCGCCCUUCGAUGUCGAGCAAUUGAUGGCGCUAGCACAGAAAUAUAUCGACGAAGAGGAGAUGAACGCGAUGAAAGACUCGGAACGAAGGGAGCGAGAGUACAUCCCUAGGCGACCUCAAGAGGGCAGGGGAGGAGCAAGCGACAAGCCUAAAACAGAGAAACGGAAGGAGCCCAAGUACGUGCCGAAGUAUCACAAUUACACGCCUUUAGCUAUGUCUCGAGAGAAAGCCCUGAUGAUGGUAGAGAACGCCGAUGUGCUAAAGUGGCCAAGACACACGAGAUACACUCCCUCGAAGAAAACUUCUAACAAAUACCGCCGUUUCCACCGGGAGAGGGGGCACAAUACAGAGGAGUGCUAUCAGCUGAAGGAUGAGAUCGAAAGGCUUGUUAGACAGGGGCAUUUUCGAGAUCGCGUACCCCCGAAUUGUAAAAUCGGUGGGGAAGGAAGGAGGAGCAGGUCGAGAAGCCGUGAUCGCGACAGGAACCCGGGCCCAUCAAGGACCGACCGAGCCCCGACGGGCGGGAACAAUGCACCCACCAAGGGCGUUAUAUAUACGAUUGCGGGAGGAUCGACCGCGGGAGAUUCGAGCCGAACACGGAAGAGAUGCGCUCGAAUGGCCGGAUCAGUUCGAGAAAAGGAAUUUGUACUGAAAGUGGAGGACGAAGAGGCCAUCUCAUUCAACAGUUCGGACAGAUUGGAGGAUGGUGGAGAACAGAACGACCCCAUGACUGUCAAGCUAGAUAUUGCGAACUUCACCGUCCACAAAGUGUUGAUUGACAGCGGGAGCUCAGCGGACAUAAUCUUCAAAAAUGUGGUAGAUCGGAUGGGGCUGGAGAACGCGAGGCUCGAACCCGUAAAGACCCCGCUAGUCGGUUUCGGAGGAAGCGAAGUGGCCUCGCUAGGGACGAUUGAGCUGCCAGUGUCCAUGGGUGAGGAGCCGAAAAGAAAAACUCUGAUGGUCAAAUUCUUGGUGGUCGAUACCCCGUUCACGUACAAUGUCAUACUGGGUCGGCCGGGACUGAACUCAUUCCGGGCGGUCAUCUCUACGUACCAUAUGAAGAUGAAGUUUCCCACCGAAUACGGAAUCGAUGAAGUGUCAUGCGACCAAAAGGAGGCUCGGAAAUGUUACAACUUGUCGAUAAAAGGAGAGCCAAGGUCGAAGAAGCAAAAAAUUAGGGAGGAUGCGGAAUCCCGACCGUACGAAGCCGAGCACUUGAAGCCCAGUGAGGAAUACAAGGCUAUUCAGCUCGCAACAGAGGAUCCCAGCAAAACGACCCGGAUAGCCCAGUGA
Molecule: messenger RNA, 2175 nt
Organism: Sesamum indicum (sesame)
Lineage: Eukaryota; Viridiplantae; Streptophyta; Magnoliopsida; Lamiales; Pedaliaceae
Source: RefSeq, a predicted model, not a curated record